Necator americanus (New World hookworm) is the source of this 702-nucleotide messenger RNA. RefSeq lists its product as uncharacterized. Bases 1 to 702 code for a protein of 233 amino acids. Gene Ontology annotation, cellular component: membrane. Gene Ontology annotation, biological process: vesicle-mediated transport. The transcript has 7 exons. Lineage: Eukaryota; Metazoa; Nematoda; Chromadorea; Rhabditida; Ancylostomatidae. The record is from RefSeq and is a predicted model, not a curated record.
AUGUUUGGGAACACGCGAAAUCCAUACUUGGACGAUCCAGUCCCGGAUGCUGGCAACGGUCAUUAUAGCAGCACACAGAAUAUCACGGCCCCAGCACCGACGACAUCGUCCUCGCUCACGUGGGAAACACGGAUUCAGUGUUUUAUUGGAUGCUUUCUUCUCUCUAUAAUCAGCUCGUUCUGUGCUGGUUAUCUAUUGCUGCUAACAAAGUUAAAUGGCUUCUGUAUAAUGUCGUCGAUUGGAGCGAUAUUGUCAUUGGCUAGCACAUGUUUUUUGAUGGGUCCAGUUGGACAAUGCAAGAAAAUGUUCGACAAGAGUCGGUGGUUGGCCUCGUUGUUCUAUGUGGGAUUCAUUGUGUUGGCACUUGUAGCAGGUUUGGUACUGGAGAAUGCCCCACUUGCGCUUGUUUCGAUUGGGGGACAGUACGCUGCCAUGGCUUGGUACUCACUUUCAUAUAUACCAUACGCUAGGGUAAACCCUGGAAUUAAUCUUAAUAUUACUGUUUCAUUGUUUGUCUUCAAUGGUAUCACCCCACGAGCUGGAGUGGUACGGGUUUCAGAGAAACUGUGGUUCGAUUCUUUCGGUCAUGUUGUUGAUUUUCGGAAGGUGUGGGCACUGCACGACGUUUCUCCAUGUUGUUCUGUACCAAAGAAAAAGAGCUGCGACUUCAUGGUCGUCACUGCCCUUCUCCAAUUGCUGUAA